Synchytrium microbalum is the source of this 1254-nucleotide messenger RNA. RefSeq lists its product as uncharacterized. The transcript has 14 exons. Bases 1 to 1254 code for a protein of 417 amino acids. The record is from RefSeq and is a predicted model, not a curated record. Lineage: Eukaryota; Fungi; Chytridiomycota; Chytridiomycetes; Synchytriales; Synchytriaceae. Gene Ontology annotation, molecular function: protein binding.
AUGCUGACCAUCAAGACACUCCAAUUCUCAUUAGAUGCAAGGACGUAUACACUGAUCCUGUUAUUACACAAGUCUGUCACCACUCCUUCUGCACCUCUUGCAUCCUGGAGUGCAUUCAACAUGAUCCACAACUUACAUCCAAACCUAGCUCUUGCUGGAACUAGUAAAGAAGUGUAUCAGCAUACAAAGUCCUGUCCGUUUGAGGGCAUUAAAGGCUACAUCCUGCUGAAUGAGGCUCGGAUAGCUAAAUUAGAAGCCAAGAUCGUGGCUCAAUCUCGCGAGAUCGAGGAUUUGCGGAAUGGCCAUACGUCUUUGACUAUUCCAUCACCUCCACCAUUGACUACUACAACAUCAUCUGAAUCAGUGAACGAGAUACCGAUUUGGCCCACAGGGGACAUUAGAUGUCGAAGAACAAUCCUAGACCAUCGAACAGGAGUUACAUCAUUAGCCUACUAUGAGGGUAUCAUAUUUUCAGGCUCGUAUGAUGGAAGCAUGAAGGCAUUUGAUGCAGAAACUGGGCAGCUGAAACGAACGAUGAACGGUCACAAUCUGUCUGUUUGGGCACUAGCUACUCAUGCUGCUAGCAAUCGUUUGUUCAGCGGUGGCUCAGAUGGAACUGUCAAGGCUUGGGCAUUGAAUUCAAAUACAUCCAAUGAAGAACCAAAGGGCAUUGAUACUUCUGGAGCCAAGGUCUACUCGUUGGCCAUUGCCAAGAAUAGACUCUUUACAGCCUCGUCUGAUAAGACUAUCAAGGUGUAUGAUAUCGAGACACUAAACAAAGUGGCAACAUUCAUUGGUCAUGCAGAUGGCGUGAAUGCUUUGAAAAUGUUGGGUGGUGAUAGAUUAGCUAGCGCCGCUUCGGACAAGACAAUCAAGAUAUGGGAUUUGAAUACAGGAACGACCAUCUCUACCAUGUCAGAUACUGCCAGUGAAGUAUUGGACCUGAGUCAUGACGGAGGACAAAUGUUGUUUUCAAGUUCAUAUGAUUCCAACAUUGCUGUAUACAAUCUGAAUGACUACUCAAGAAUACGGACACUUAGUGGACACCAGUGGGAGGUUUGGCAACUUCAAUAUACAGAUGGAGCCCUGUUUUCGAGCAGCCAUGACCAUACCGUAAAGAGAUGGGAUGUACGGAUGACAUUCUUGAAUGAUUUGACAUUAAAGGGUCACAAGGGCUUUGUUCAUGCUCUAUGUAUAGGCAAUCGCGAACUACUAUCUGGUGGAGCUGACAAGACUAUUCGGAUAUGGAGGUAA